AUGUUAUAUGUCAAGCGUAUCUCCGCCCGCUGCCUCAGCUGCCGGCCGCCAUGGCCCUCGCCGCUCGGGAAAGCGCGGGCGCGGGCGGCCACCGAGGAACCCUGCGCUGCGCGGGCUGCAGCUGCUCUGCCCGCGGCUGCUGAGCGGCCGUGGGGCCGUCCCGCCGUCCGCGCCGCCGUCCGAGCUGCAGGCGCAGCUCUCGGGAGUGGAGCCGCUGCUGCAGGAGUUCCGCCGGCUGCUGCAGCAGGGGCGGCCGCAGGAGGAGCGGGAGCGGGAGCUGAGCGCGGGCAACUGGCUCCCGGAGGAGGGCUGCCCGGGCCGGGGCGGAGGCGGCUACAGGCCAUCAGCCGCACCAAGGACUCCCCGGCAGCCGGCGCCAGCUUCCUGAGCGCGCCGACAACCGUGCGGGACUGGCGGCCGUGCGCGGCGGCUGCUGCUCCGAGCCGCGCUGCUCGGUGGCGGUGGCGGAGCUGCCCUGCGGUCCGCGCCCCACGCCGCGCUUGGCUGCUGCCUCUUCAACUGAACCGCCCCCGGCCGCCGCGUCUGCAAGUUCGAGCUGCCCCGCGGCUACAGCAGCUGCAGCCUCUGCCGCGUCCUUACCGGCGGCGGGGAGACUGGGGAGUCUCGCCGCUCACGGAAAAGGAUAACCCCCCACUUAGCAAGGCCGGGCAGGAUGCGAUCUUGUCACCACCUACAGACGGAGCGGUUUUGGAUGACGGCGAGAGCACGGAUGACCACGCCAUCGUCCAGUAUGAGUGGACACUGCUGCAGGGUUACCCGUCAGUGGACAUGAAGAGCUGCUCUCUCGCUUUCCUACAAUUUCUCCAUCACAUCUCAGCCCAGGCCUGGACCAUCAUGGUGUGAGAUUCAAAGCCAGAUCACUGGAAACAAGUUUCUUUUGUAUGAUUGUGGGAGCAAGAAAAAAAUCAAAACUGUUGGUCCUCUGGGGAUGAAGCUGAAGAACACAGCAUUUUGGGGGACACAGAGGGAACCUCUGAAAGACCUGGGGGAAGAGCUCAGAAAGAAAGUACUGGACAUCAAAGCAGAGAUUUUGAUGAAGAGUGAUUCUCUCACCAUGCAGGGCAGCCUGAUGUCCCCGGCAGGGCCGAUGGACACACCAGAGGAUCCUGGUGGUUUGCCUUCAAUGGGCAGUUAAUCCACCUCUUUGACCUGGAGGACAGAAAGUGGACAGUGGCUCCUCCUGGAGGCCAACAGUUCAAGGGCACGUUGGACAAUGACGGAGAGCUGACCAAGCCAUUUGUGCAGACGUCAAACGGAGACUGUUAGAGCUGGCUCCAGCAAGUAUGGGAGCACUGCGAUGAAACGCAUGAGACCAGAGUGCCACCAGCCACAUGACAAGAUACAGCCCCAGGCAAGGCCACGGCCAUCGGACCCUGCACCUGGAUCUUUCCCCUGCUGCUCAGCUGUGCAGUCAUAAUGGGCAUCCUUGUCGGAGACCAUUAGAUCCACAGGUAGUGAGAGCAGAUUGAGAGGGAAGGGAGUGGCAGAUGGCCUGGUGUGAGCACAGGGCACUGUGGAUUCCCAGGCUCACCCCUGCCCACUGCCUGAAGCUUCACAGAGGGCAGUGGGACUAGAUGAAUGAGAUCUCAUAUCACGUGUUGAGAACAGCUGGGACAAGCUCAACCCUGAGCUCUGAUAUGGCCUCAGUCACUGAUAAACCCACUGGGAAAAGGGAGGGGCCCAGACCACUGCUUAAGGCCUGUUGGUGCUAAAGGGAUUGGGGGAAGUCAGGCCUGGCCCUGACCGGGUUCUCUAUUGGAGAAAGUCAAUUUGGGUCCAGGGUGGGUGGUGUGGGGACAGCAGGGACACACAGCAUGGGCCGUACUCCUCUUUGAGACAGAGCAGCAUGGCAGCUCCAUGGGACAGCUCAAGGAGAAGGGGACUCCAUACAGGCAGUUACAAGGACAGGGGGCCAGGGUCUCAUCCCAGGAAGAGGGAGGGGAAAGCCUCUGCAAACCAACUCAAAGGGCUGGACAGUAGUGCCGUGUUCCCCCAGUCAUGGCUUGGGUCUUCGCAUGUGAGGCAGCAUGUGGGCAGUAGAGACCGUGCAUGAUGGGACUAGAAGGAGACCAGUUCUCCGUGCAACAGUGGGGACCCUGGCUGAGGCUGGUGCCGUCCCUGGCAGCCAGCUUCCUGCACACCUCAGAUCCUGAGCCCCUGAGCAGCCCCUGCUUUGAGCAGAGCCGACCUGGGGGAUGGGCUAACUGAGCUCCCCGGUGAGCUCCCAGCUGAGCCGGACCAGGAACGGAUGGGAUGGGGGAAGGAUCAUCAGACUAAGAGCUCUGUGUGCUUGUCUGUUUCGUGUGGGUUGAGUUUGAGGAGUUCAUUAUAGAUCCUGAAUAUCAA
Molecule: messenger RNA, 2367 nt
Organism: Neogale vison (American mink)
Lineage: Eukaryota; Metazoa; Chordata; Mammalia; Carnivora; Mustelidae
Product: low-density lipoprotein receptor-related protein 11-like
Exons: 6
Coding region: 1-864 (287 amino acids)
Source: RefSeq, a predicted model, not a curated record